UGACCUUCCGGCUAAAAACCAAUAAACUAUCGCUGUUUUAUCAGGCUUCGCUGAGAAAUACCGUAAGGAAUUUUAAAUGAAAGUAAUUCACUUCAAUUCUUCCACCUGAUUGGACUUAUUUGAUAAGUUUGUACACAGAAGGUUCUUUAAAUGUACGAGUCGUAUAGUUUUGGGUUUCAAAUCAGAGAGUAGGUGUCCUUAUCUUACAGUAGUUUAUAUUCACGUCACGCACCUGAAGGCGACGCCCUUUCAAUGCUAGUCGUAUAUAUCGUCGCUGUUAAGUAGAGGGUCCACAAGAUUAGGUGUGCGAUACCAUAUACAUAAACCCGUCACUCAACCAAAUCUUAUUCAACUAUAGAUAAAAAAAAUCUAAGUAGACGAAAUGUUUUCUUUAGAAUUAAAGAAUAGUUGUUUACCCUAACUCUUACUUGAAGUAUUUAUAGUGUCUCUUACAAACUGUACACAGUAUACGGAUAGUGAGGACAUCGUCUCUUCACUGUGACAUUGGUUAAAUGAGUUCUAUGUAAUUACGUGGAAAGGGGAAUUACAUCGCUAAUGACAGCAGAUUCUCGCUGAAGACAGACAGCAUGGUGUGAAUCAACCUGACUCGAUACAGACCUGACGGAUCGCAUCAUGGACGGGAAUGACCAAAACCCCGGUCGAGGAGACAUUCUAGACGUGCAUACGGGUACCCAGAGACACUUCUUAAUAACAGAGGUCAGUGGUUUCACGACCUCGACCGAAGCCAGCAUCUUAGAGACAGAAACGGAUGCUGAGGCUGUGACAGAGUCGGUUACUGAAACGAAAGGCGAUGAAGAUAUUCAGUCAGCGUCCGCAACCCAAAACGAUCCUACACAAAGAAAAACACCAAAUGAAGGGUUGGUCGUGAAGCCGGAUUCUGUAAAUGAAAAUUUGAACACAGAAAAAGAUGAGGAUAAUGCUAAUACAGAGAACAUUAAGUUGAGUGAUAAUACUGUUCCAAAUGUAACGCCGUCUCCUCCAGUGAAAGAACGCAGUAAGUUGGCCUUGGAACUGGACAGGCUUCAGGCAGAGGAUGACAUACGAGAGGAACGCGCCAAGAGGAAGUUUAAAAGGGACGUCAGGAGAACAAAGCGUGCUAUGGACAAAGCUCAGAGAGAAAAGGGCGUUGAACUCUACCCUGACAUCAACAAAACCAAGGCUGCCAUAAAAAAGGUUCAAACAGACGAGGAAAAAUUUGCUUUAACAAAAGAGCGAGCUAAGUUAGAUGAGGAAACAGACAAAUUGAAACACGAAAUAGACGAUAGGUUUGGUAUUCUCUUGAGAGAGAAGCGACCCGACAUUACAUCUCUGGCAGAAAACGUGUUUUCUAGGACUCGUGGAGAUUCCGAAUUUCCUAGUCAUAUAACACGGGUGCUCACAAGAUCGGAGAUCGAAGAUCUACGGCUGGUGUUCGGCAUGUUCGAUGUGAAAGGGAAAGGGUACAUAAAUGACAAGGACAUCAAGAGGAUUGUGAAGAUGCUUGGAUUCCGUGCUUCUGCCAAGGUGUUUGAUGGCAUGAUCAGAGAGCUUGCUGGUGAUACUGGCCAUGUGACAUUUGUCAAUUUCCUAGAAUUUAUCAUAAAGAGUCAGGGAGAUGGACCAGACCCCUUUUAUGAAAUCAAACAGGCCUUUGAGCUGCUGGACGAGGGUGAAAAGGGUUACGUGACAUUUGAGGAUUUACGCGAGGCUGUAGAUGACAAUAAACUGACAUUUUCUAAUCAGAUGUUGAAGGAAAUGUUGCAAGAAGCGGACAAAUCUGGGGAUGGAAAAUUAACGUUACAGGAAUACACCCAGAUCAUGUUACAUACAAGUCGAUUCAAGUUUGCUUGACACCCUAUCAAGCUUCUAUAUACAAGAAUGUAAAUAUGAGAAUUUUGAAUUAAUAUAUGAAUAUCGGUCACCAUAUUGUAAAGUUAGAGUUUCAGUUGUUUCAUGCAUUUUGAAACAAAAAUUACGUUUCUUUUCUAGAAAUUGUCAAUUAUUUUCUCUAUAAAUUUAAUUUUGUCAAUUUUUUGUGAUAAAAAAACCCUUGAAAAUUCAUACAGCUGCAUGUAAUUUUAGUAUUACAUAAUUUACAGUGUUCAAAAUUUGCUAAAGUCUUAUAAAUGAAUAAAAUGAAAUGAAAUAAUUGAUACCACUUUUUUUCUUGAUAUUUACUUUUAUAUCCUUUAAAACGUUUAAAUAAUAAUAAUUUUUGUUAUCUUCAAAAUUACAUUUUCAGUUGAUUUAAUGCAUUAUUUGACUGUUAUUAUGUUGAUACAUAAAAAGAAAAACCCCAACAUGUUAUGAAGAAAUAAAACAAAAGAAAUGA
Pecten maximus is the source of this 2332-nucleotide messenger RNA. RefSeq lists its product as uncharacterized. Bases 634 to 1851 code for a protein of 405 amino acids. Lineage: Eukaryota; Metazoa; Mollusca; Bivalvia; Pectinida; Pectinidae. The record is from RefSeq and is a predicted model, not a curated record. The transcript is spliced from 6 exons. Gene Ontology annotation, molecular function: calcium ion binding. Gene Ontology annotation, cellular component: cytoplasm.